Messenger RNA from Sarcophilus harrisii (Tasmanian devil), 1525 nucleotides. RefSeq names its product ADP ribosylation factor like GTPase 6 (gene ARL6). NCBI's taxonomy places the organism in Eukaryota, Metazoa, Chordata, Mammalia, Dasyuromorphia, Dasyuridae. Gene Ontology annotation, biological process: intracellular protein transport; protein localization to cilium; vesicle-mediated transport. The record is from RefSeq and is a predicted model, not a curated record. The transcript has 9 exons. Gene Ontology annotation, cellular component: axoneme; cytoplasm. The coding region runs from base 399 to 980 and encodes 193 amino acids. Gene Ontology annotation, molecular function: GTPase activity; GTP binding.
CCCCCGAAGUUCCGAUCUUCCCCAAAAAAAUUCAGCAGGGCUGCCUGGACUGAGCUAAUUCCCGUGUUCAGUAAGAGGAAGCAGAAAGGAGGAGCCGGGGGGAGGGCGGUCCUUCAGUACCGGAAGGAGCCGCGGUUGCCUAGGGGACGCCUACGAUACCGCUAGGUCCUCCACUAUCUCCUCUGAGACUAUAGGAGUUUUGGUUUUCCCGACCCUAUAGAUCUGGGUAGAUGAAUAGCUCCGGUCCACGGGAAAGGCCUCUUAGGUGGAAUCGGACGGGAUCCGAGAGCUGAGGAAAGGGUUCCUUUGUGCCCCGACCAGAGACGCAGAAGAUUCCCGCCCAGCGGGAAUUCCCUGUGGUGAAUCGAGGCUGGUUUGUGAAAAUUUGAAUCAUCAUAAUGGGAUUGCUGGACAAGCUGUCAGGCUUACUUGGCCUGAAGAAGAAGGAAGUUCAUGUUCUGUGCCUUGGGCUAGAUAACAGUGGCAAAACAACCAUCAUAAACAAACUCAAACCUUCGAAUGCUCAAACUCAAGACAUAGUUCCAACAAUAGGAUUCAGUAUAGAGAAAUUUAAGACAUCCAGUUUGGCUUUCACAGUGUUUGAUAUGUCAGGUCAAGGAAGAUACAGAAACCUAUGGGAACAUUAUUAUAAAGAAGGCCAGGCCAUUAUUUUUGUCAUUGAUAGUAGUGACAGACUAAGAAUGGUUGUAGCCAAAGAAGAACUUGAUAUUCUCUUGAAUCACCCAGACAUUAAACACCGCCGAAUACCAAUUUUAUUCUUUGCUAACAAAAUGGAUCUUAGAGAUGCGGUAACAUCUGUAAAAGUGUCUCAGUUGCUGUCUUUAGAAAACAUCAAAGAUAAACCAUGGCAUAUUUGUGCUAGUGAUGCCAUUAAGGGAGAAGGAUUACAGGAAGGUGUAGACUGGCUACAAGAAAAAACUACAGAAUCAGAUCCAAGCGGUGAAGACAUGAAAAGAUAAUGAUUAUAAGAGAUGAUGAUGAUGUUCAUAAACUUCAACAGUUAUUUCAUUUAAAGGCAUGAUUUCUUAAAGCACACUUUAUUAUUUUUUUUAUUUUAGGCUUUGCCUGUGUGUAUAUUUAAGAAUUUCAUACAUUAUCAUACAUUAUUCUGUUUGCCUUCAUGGACUCAAGAAGAAUAAGCUUUUUAUUUUUUAGCAAUAUAACUUCUCAGGUAUGCUGAGACCAUGAGUUAUUUUCAGACCAAAUCUUUUUUUAGCAGGGACACUAGAAUAAUAAGUCCACUAAAUGAAAUUUCUGCAUUCAAUUUUAAUCAUUUUUUGGCAUUGUAGUAUACUGAAAAAUUAAAUAUAUGCCAUCUCUAUAUCCUGACUCAAUCUUUUGAAAAAUAUAUUUUAUUUUAAAAGAUGUCUCAUUUUUGUAAUUUAGUGUAUGAUGAAACUUUAUGAAUUCUGUUUACAGACGCUCAUAAGGGAUUCUGGUUAUUAGUAUUUAUUGAAUUUGUUACUAAGUAUCAUAUGUUAUCAUUAAUAAAAUAUGAAAUUAA